AUGUUUGAGUGUAAAUUGGAUGGCAUGUUUUUGAGGCGUUUAUUUGAGUCAUUGAAGGAGAUUUGUGGAGAUGUUAGUAUUGAUUGUUCAGACGAAGGACUAACAAUGCAGGCGAUGGAUAAUUCGCAUAUCUCACUCAUUCACUUAAAGCUCGCGCCUGACUUUUUUCAUCUUUAUAGAUGUGAUCUGCCGUGUACUCUGGGCCUAAACAUCUCCUUCAUGCUCAAAAUCCUAUCUGUCGUCAAGGAAAAAUCACUCAUUUACCUCUCAAGAGGUGAUAUGACAGAAGAUCCAGUACUCAACAUUAGGAUUAUCGAAGAUGUUGGAGCGAAUCUUACAUUAGAAUCAGAUUCAUUGGAAGCCCAGGUGAAGUUAAUAGAAGUGGAUCGAGAGCAUCUGGAGAUCCCAACGUGCGAUUAUUCGUGCAAGUGUGUAAUGAACUCGAAGAAGUUCCAGGAAUUUGCAAAGUAUUUGCACUCGAUUGGAGAAACAGUAACCAUAAGUAUGACAGAGAACGAAAUGAGGUUAGAAACCGAAGGAGAAGGAAUCAGAGCAAGUAAGCGCUUCCAUAGUGAUGUAGGUGAAGUGAGAGUUACAAGCCUAGAAAACCUCUCACAAAUCUUCGCAACGCGCUAUCUGGUGCUCUUUUCAAAGGCAACAAACCUGGCAGAACAGGUUUCAAUUAACUUGUCUGCUGGAAUUCCACUCUCAGUGAAGUUCGGAUUCGGUGAUGAGGAAGAUUCAAGCUUCAUCAACUUUUAUCUCGCACCAAAUAUUGAAGAAUAA
Theileria annulata is the source of this 786-nucleotide messenger RNA. RefSeq names its product proliferating cell nuclear antigen 2 (PCNA2), putative. Gene Ontology annotation, cellular component: PCNA complex. Gene Ontology annotation, biological process: mismatch repair; translesion synthesis; leading strand elongation. The record is from RefSeq and is a predicted model, not a curated record. The transcript is spliced from 2 exons. Gene Ontology annotation, molecular function: DNA polymerase processivity factor activity; DNA binding. NCBI's taxonomy places the organism in Eukaryota, Apicomplexa, Aconoidasida, Piroplasmida, Theileriidae. The coding region runs from base 1 to 786 and encodes 261 amino acids.